AUGGCGGUGCGCUUCCCUCUUUCGGCUUACAUCCGGUGCAUAGAUCGAUGGCAAUUACUGGUGACUUUGGAACUUCAGGACGACACUAGACUCCGAAUAUUUCUCAGUUUCGGAAUUGUCAGCAUCCCGGCAGCUUGCUUCAAAUAUCAGCAAAUCGAGGAUUCGAGAGUCUUCUCUCAAAGAUACUUCGAGUUCCUGGAUUACUUUCAGCCCCAACAAGGCCCAAUAUUUCUCGCCCUCUGUGGAGAAUCCACAUGCGGCGGCGGAUAUCAAAGAACAGCUGUAGGAGCUCUAGCUAAGUCACUAGGAGCGGUAGUCGUGACAAUUGAGCAUCGGUAUUACGGACAAAGCUAUCCCUUUCAAAACUUCUCUUACAAGAACCUCAAGUAUCUCACAACACAGCAAGCUUUAUAUGAUUAUGCUCUCUUUAUCGACUAUUAUGAGAACUUGGUUAAUCUACAAUAUAACAAGCAAGGCAAGAAUCCAUGGAUUGUUGUGGGAGGUUCAUACGCAGGUGCCCUGAGUGCUUGGUUUAGACUGAAAUUUCCGCAUUUGGUCGUUGCAAGCUGGGCAAGCUCAGGUGUGGUCGAAGCUGUGCUGGAAUAUAGUGCUUACGACGAACAACUCAGAGAUGAUGAUUUCCUGUCAUUGGUAGCAGACAUUGCCGCUGGUUUUAUGGCAUAUGCACGUAUUGGUGGAGUAGAUAGCUCCUCCAGUGACUCUUACGAUGCAUAUGAACUGAGAAGACAAGCUGAAGCAAACGAUAUCAGCGCUAAAGACACUAUGAGCUGGAAUUACCAAAUUUGCACAGAAUUAGCUUACUUCCAAGUUGCCCCUACCAACGACAGCAUUCGAUCAUCACGUUCUAGAAUUAUCUUUCUGAAUGGCUCACAGGAUCCGUGGCAGCAUGCAUCGAAGACGACAUUUUCUCCAGGAGGAUCACCCAGGUGCCAGGAGCUAAUGAAGGCCCACACCUACAUAUCUUUGUACAUGAAGGAGUGGCAGAUCCACCGGCAGCAAGACGCUCUUGCUUCGCUGCUUUGUGGAGUUCCCCUCUCUCUCGCCUUGUCCUCGGAUCUCCAAGAAGAACGCCAUUGUAGCGUGACGGCUCCCCUGGCGUCUCCACACACCUUGACGACGCCCAAGUUUCCGAUGGAGUCCUGCGCGCCCAUCCGAGGCGCCGACUCGGAACUUUCAGUGGAGCGUUCAAGGCUUGGUGCCUUGACUGCGUGGUUUGGACUUAAAUUUCCGGACUUGGUCGUUGCAAGCUGGGCAAGCUCAGGUGUCAUCAAAGCUGUGCUGGAAUAUAGUGCUUACGAUGAACAACUCAAUGACGUUGACUUCCUUUCUCUUGUAGCAGACGUUGCAGCUCCUUAUGUGGCAUAUGCAGGCAGAUGGGGAAUAGAUUCCUACGAUGUAUAUAAACUGAAUAAACAGGCUGAAGUAAACGAUAUCGAUGCUAAAGACACUAUGGGCUGGUCCUAUUAA
Messenger RNA from Selaginella moellendorffii, 1488 nucleotides. RefSeq names its product probable serine protease EDA2. Gene Ontology annotation, molecular function: serine-type exopeptidase activity; dipeptidyl-peptidase activity. Gene Ontology annotation, biological process: proteolysis. The coding region runs from base 1 to 1488 and encodes 495 amino acids. The record is from RefSeq and is a predicted model, not a curated record. Gene Ontology annotation, cellular component: vacuole. The transcript has 15 exons. NCBI's taxonomy places the organism in Eukaryota, Viridiplantae, Streptophyta, Lycopodiopsida, Selaginellales, Selaginellaceae.